Messenger RNA from Ananas comosus (pineapple), 1720 nucleotides. RefSeq names its product beta-ureidopropionase. Gene Ontology annotation, molecular function: beta-ureidopropionase activity. The record is from RefSeq and is a predicted model, not a curated record. The transcript is spliced from 6 exons. Bases 4 to 1419 code for a protein of 471 amino acids. NCBI's taxonomy places the organism in Eukaryota, Viridiplantae, Streptophyta, Magnoliopsida, Poales, Bromeliaceae.
CGGAUGAAUAUUGAAAUGGCUAUUCAACCUCAACAGCAAAUAUCCCAAACCGCACGAGCUGCGUCGCCACGCAAGUAUGCGAUCGCGCGAAACUCCACUCUCUUCUUCUCCUUCCUCGUCUCUUUCCUCUCUCGCCCUUCUCGCGUCGCGUUUCUCCGCGAUUCGGGAGGCGCAGGAGCGAUGGAAGGCUCGCGAAGCAAGAGAGAAGAGGAGGAGAAUGGAGAGACCCGUGCGGAGGGAUCCAUCCAUGGCUUCGAAUCCCUACACCGCCUCCUCGAGGCCCACCUCGAGCCCCCUCUCUUCCAGGAAGUGAGCCGCAUGUUGUUGGGGCUAAACUGCGGGCGCCCUCUUGAGCGAUUGGCCUUGCCGGAUGCUGCGGCUUCUCUCUCCACGCAACACAAUUUUGAUCUGCAGGCUUUCUGCUUCUGUGCUGACAAAGAGCUAUUGCGGCAACCUCGAAUAGCUCGUGUUGGUCUUAUUCAGAACUCUAUUGCUCUUCCCACUACUGGCCAUUUUGCUGAACAAAAAGAAGCUAUCAGGGAGAAAGUGAAACCCAUGAUCGAAGCUGCUGGUGCUUUCGGUGUCAACAUCUUAUGCUUACAGGAAGCUUGGAUGAUGCCUUUUGCUUUUUGCACGCGUGAGAAGAGAUGGUGUGAAUUUGCAGAGCCUGUUGAUGGUGAGUCCACUCAGUUUCUUCAGGACCUCGCACGGAAAUAUAACAUGGUUAUUGUGAAUCCAAUUCUCGAAAGAGACGUGAAUCAUGGAGAAACUAUAUGGAACACUGCUGUUGUAAUUGGAAACCAUGGCAAUAUAGUUGGCAUUCACAGAAAGAAUCACAUUCCAAGGGUGGGGGAUUUCAAUGAGAGCACAUAUUAUAUGGAAGGGAACACCGGACAUCCAGUUUUUGAAACAGCCUUUGGGAAGAUCGGGGUGAACAUCUGUUAUGGAAGGCAUCAUCCUUUGAAUUGGAUGGUCUUUGGCCUCAAUGGGGCUGAGAUCGUCUUCAACCCUUCCGCAACUGUUGGGGAGCUUAGUGAGCCAAUGUGGCCAAUUGAGGCACGGAAUGCUGCCAUCGCAAACAGCUAUUUCGUCGGAUCAAUAAAUAGAGUUGGUACUGAAGUCUUCCCAAACGCAUUCACUUCUGGCGAUGGGAAGCCCCAGCAUUCUGACUUCGGGCAUUUUUACGGUUCGAGCCACUUUUCAGCCCCGGAUGCGUCGUGCACACCGUCUUUGUCGCGAUAUCGAGAUGGAUUAAUGGUGUCGGAUAUGGAUCUAAACCUGUGCCGCCAGAUAAAAGACAAGUGGGGUUUCCGCAUGACAGCCCGCUAUGAGUUGUAUGCAGAAACGCUAGACAAGUACCUAAAACCAGAUUAUGUGCCCCAAGUCAUUGUCGAUCCCACGUUGCAGAAGAGGCUAUAGUAUUUGGAGCAAGCAAGGUAAAACACGAUGUUCCAAAUUAAGAGAAUAUAGCAUGUUAUGCCAUUCUCUCUUACAGAUCAGUCUUGUGGCCUCUUCUCCUGCUCUGUAUAUAAUUGUUGCUUAGGCUGUUCAACUGGCAGUUACAGUUACAGGUUGUGUUCUACUCGACAUCAAUUGUUACCGAGUAUCAAACAUGAUUUCCUUGUUUGUUAUGUUGUUGUGACAUUCUCUACUGCAUUCCAUGCUUGUUUCAUACUGGAGUGUUUCCCAAAUGAUUUUUGAAGUUCUUUUUUUUCUCAAA